Hylaeus anthracinus is the source of this 11323-nucleotide messenger RNA. RefSeq names its product zinc finger homeobox protein 4-like (gene zfh2). NCBI's taxonomy places the organism in Eukaryota, Metazoa, Arthropoda, Insecta, Hymenoptera, Colletidae. The record is from RefSeq and is a predicted model, not a curated record. The transcript has 4 exons. Gene Ontology annotation, molecular function: DNA-binding transcription factor activity, RNA polymerase II-specific; RNA polymerase II cis-regulatory region sequence-specific DNA binding; zinc ion binding. The coding region runs from base 181 to 8955 and encodes 2924 amino acids. Gene Ontology annotation, biological process: regulation of transcription by RNA polymerase II. Gene Ontology annotation, cellular component: nucleus.
AGCCCGGAGGAGGAGGGGGGUCGAGGGGGCGGGUCCCCCCCGGCAGCAGGGGCUGCGCUGCACCAGCCCCAUCACCCCCGCACGGCCAGUCCACCCUCGGGCACGGAACCCUGCACCCGCGAUGCCAUACCAACGCCUACACCUAUCGCGGACACGACCACAACGACAACCACCACUACCAUGACAAUGCAAUCGCAGGGCCAGCAACAAGAGAAGCAGGGUCCAAGCCCCAGCCCGAGUCCAACGGGCGGCGACGUUGAGAAAUUCGACGGAAAGAUCGUCUACAAUCCCGAUGGCUCGGCGUACAUCAUCGAGGGCGAGAGCGAGCUAAGCGAAGACGACUCUCUGCCAGACGGUUGCAUCGUAGACGGGCGCGGUGUCUCGGUUCCUCAUUCUCUGGUAUUUCCUCAGAUCGCGAACGCGUACUACGUCUCGCGGCUGUACGCGCAUCAGGCCUACCAGCAGCAGCAGCAACAGCAACAGCAACGGUCGACGGUGCAACAGCAUAAUCCCGAUCUUCCCGUGAUGCACAGCUAUCGGGUGAUCAGCUACAGAAGCGCGGAGGGUAGUAAACAGCCACCCCCGCCACCGGCAGCCCCGCCGCCCCCGGCCGCCUCCGUGCCCGUGAAACCCAUUCUUAUGUGUUUCAUAUGCAAGCUAAGUUUCGGGUACGCUAAAAGUUUCGUGGCGCACGCUCAAGGCGAACAUCAGCUCACCCUGAUGGAAGACGAAAGGCAAGUGCUCUCCCACUCGACCGCGUCGGCUAUCAUUCAAGCCGUGGGCAGAGGGAAGCAACCGCUCGUCAGUUUUCUCGAACCCGUGACCAACUCCACCUGCUCGCAACCGUCACCCGCGCAGAUGCAGAGUCAGCAACAACAGCAACGCUCCGAAGCGAACGAUCACGAGAUACCCACUACGACCAGCACGCCUGCGAGUACCCCUGGCGUGCCGAGCAGUCCGCAGCAACAGCAACAACAACAGCAACAGAGGCCGUCGCCGAGCACACCAACCACGCCCACGUCGCACUCGAAUCAUCCUCUCGCGUACAAUCAUCAACAAACGCAGCAACACCAAUGGACCGGAGCUCAGGUGAGCGCCGCAUCCUGGGCCAAGGCGCCCGACGCUGCAGGCAUCCAUUACACGUCACCGCCACCGCCAACUUCCUCGACGAAAGGCUCACCGUCCUCCUACGCCGCUCUGACCCAGCAACCACCCAAUUUCCUCACGGGCACGACCAUCGGCGUCUGUCCCGAGCACAUGCAAGGUAGACCUAGCGGGGUCGAGUGCCCGAAAUGCGAACUGAUCCUCGCCAGCAGCAGACUGGCCGGUCCCGGUGGACCCCUGGCCGGCAUUCACAGUCGGAACUCUUGCAAAACCCUUAAGUGUCCUAAAUGCAACUGGCAUUACAAGUACCAGGAAACUCUGGAGAUACACAUGAAAGAGAAGCACCCGGAGAGCGAGACCUCCUGCAUAUACUGCAUCGCCGGUCAACCCCAUCCGAGGUUAGCGCGUGGCGAGACUUACACCUGCGGAUACAAACCGUACAGAUGCGAGGUGUGUAACUAUUCCACCACCACCAAGGGCAACCUCAGUAUUCACAUGCAGAGCGACAAACAUCUAAACAAUAUGCAGGAGCUUCAGCAAGGUGGCGGCGGUAGCUCGGGCGCCAACAAUCCAUCUUCCUCUCAAGACGCCCCGAUGCCGACGAGAAGUCCCCACCAUCAGCAAAAUCACAGCCCGCACAUCGCCGGUCAACCCGGAAACCAAAGCAAACCGAAGCCAACGUUUCGCUGCGACGUUUGCAACUACGAGACGAACGUCGCGCGCAAUCUGAGGAUACACAUGACCAGCGAGAAACACACGCACAACAUGCUGGUGCUGCAGCAGAACGUGAAGCACAUGCAGACGCUCUCCGCGUUGCAGUCCCACCAUCAGCAGGCACAGCACCACCAUCAGCAAGCGCAACAACAUCAGCAGCAACAGCUCGAACAGUUGCUGCAUCUCGGCGGGCUGGACAAGCCCCAACACGCGGAGGCAGCGUUGGCGGACAUGGCGUACAAUCAAGCUCUGCUGAUUCAAAUGAUGACCGGCGGUCAGCUGCCACCGCAACUACCGCCAGAACUUAUGGGCGGUAUGGCGAGCAUGGGCGCGAUGGGCAACCUCGCCGGAGACGUUGGUCUCUCGCCCGACAGCAUGGAUCCACCGCCCGAACCGGCAGAUCCCGAUCCAUCCCAUCUUUAUCAGUGCUGCGUUUGCAACAACUUCGGCACGGACUCCUUGGAAGCCAUGGGCCACCACCUGGCCAUCGAUCGCACGCGGACGCGCGAGGGCGAGAUCCUCGCUCUGGUCGCCGGUCACUUUGUCUGUAAACUUUGUUCCUAUAAAACUAACCUAAAGGCGAACUUUCAACUACACUGCAAAACCGACAAGCACCUUCAACGUCUGCAGCAUGUGAACCACGUGAAAGAGGGCGGUCCCCGAAACGAAUGGAAGCUCAAGUACUUGGCGUCGCCCACAAGCGCCGCGCAAUUGCGUUGUCACGCGUGCGACUAUUACACCAACAGCGCUCAUAAAUUGGCGCUCCACGCGGCUUCACCGCGACACGAGGCCGCGGCUCUGCUCCUCCGUCACCUGCUCGAGGCCAGCGCCAACGUGUCGUCGCAGGGGAAAUUGUAUCACUGCGCUCUAUGUGGAUUCAGCGCGAGACACCGAUUGCCGCUGCUCCAGCACGUCCGGUCCCUCAGACACCUUCAGAUGGAGCAAUUGCAUCAGCUCCAUCGACGGAGCGGCAUCCAAGGGAACGAAACCCCGCACACCGACAUCGGCGACGUUUUCCAAGUCGUCAGCGAUCCCGAUGCACCGCCUACUCAACAGUCCAGUCCCACCACGCCGACCACUCCGAAUGCCACCACCGCCAACAGUGAACGACGAGAGGAAGGCAGCGACUGCGGUAACGAGGUGAAGCAAGAGCCGGAUAACGAUCAGGAACCAGAACAAGAACCGGAGAACGAACACGAGGACGUCACCUGCCCGUAUUGCACUUAUCAGCCAACGUCGCGCGAAGAAUUAAGGCAGCACUUGCAAGUGGCCCACGUUCAGGAUUCCGAAGAGAAGCCGGAGACCGUGAAGGAGGAGCCACCGCCUGAAUUGUUGUGCCCGUUGUGCCAAGACGGCUUCAGAGAGCGUUCCGCGCUCGAGAAGCACGUGAUGCAAAUACAUUCGGUCAACUCGGACGGUUUGCAACGGCUGCUGCUGCUGGUGGAUCAGAGCCAUUGGUUAAACAACAAUCCGAGAAACACCUCGACGCCGGCGGUGACCACGCCAACGUCGCCCACCGCCAGCGGCAAGCCCAGCCAGGAAGAGGAUCUCAGCGAGCGGAGUGCCAACGACGAGAUCGAGGAGCUGACGAGAUGCACCAUCUGUGGCCGCAUUUGUCGCUCCUUGGAGGAAUUGCAACAACACCAUCGCGAGUCUCAUCCCGCCACCACGCCCACGUUAGCGGUCAGCGAGAAACACGUUUACAAGUAUCGAUGCGGCCAGUGCAGCCUGGCGUUCAAAACGUUGGAGAAACUGCAGCAACACUCGCAAUACCACGCGAUCAGGGACGCGACCAAGUGCGCGUUGUGCGGUCGUUCGUUUCGCUCGGUUCAGGCGCUUCAACGACACCUGGAGUCCACUCACGCGGACAUGCACGAGGAAGAGCUCGCGCAGUACAAGCAGAGCCUGCUCCACGCUCACCCGCUUCUGCAGGCCCUCACCGAGGAGAGCCUGCGGAGACAGGGUAAUCUGGCCGGCGAGCAGAACGUCGAGGACGAUGCCAGCAAAGCCGAGGAGGAGGAGAGCGAUGCCAGCGACUCGUCGCCCUUGCAUAAAGAACAACGUCUGCUGGAAGACUAUCUCAACAGCCAGCCCGUAGCCGAGGACUCCUACCACGAUCCAGGCAGGAAGUUCAAGUGCCAUCGCUGCAAACUAGCGUUCACGCGGCAGAGCUACCUCACCGGGCACAACAAGACCCUGCUGCAUCGCAAAGGCGAGAAGAUGUCCUAUCCGAUGGAGAAAUACUUGGACCCGAACAGACCUUACAAGUGCGACGUUUGCAAGGAGAGCUUCACCCAGAAGAACAUACUCUUGGUUCACUACAACAGCGUGAGCCACCUGCACAAGCUGAAGAGAGCCAUGCAGGAGCAGGGUAACAAUAACACGCUGAUCUCGGUGGUACCGCCGGCUAGUCCGACGGAGUCGCCCGAUUCCCAGCAAGAUCAAGACAAGAAGCCUUACAAAUGUAACAUCUGCAAGGUAGCCUACUCUCAAGGUAGCACUUUGGACAUUCACAUGAGAAGCGUGCUCCAUCAGACUAGAGCCAGUAAAUUACCAGAUCUCGCCGCCAGCGGUCAAUUAGACCUCGCACGACCUCUGAUAGAACAACCACCGACGAGUCCAAACAGUCCACCCAUCAACACCAACGCCAGCAACACGGGGACGAUGCUGUCCUGUCCUCGAUGCAGCGCUCUUUUCGUCAACCAGGAGCAGCUCGCCACGCACCAACAGCUCUACUGCAUCUUCAGCAAUCCUCUGGCACUGUUUCAACAACUGGCCGCGUCGCAGCAACUCGUUCCAUCCGCGCCAGCCAAGACACCACCGCCCACGUCCACCACGCCUGGUCCUCAGCAACACAUGCAGCAAAGCGCCCAACACGCCGCGCAAACGACGCAGGACAUUUUAUCGCAGCCGCGUCACAAGACCUCGCAAAUGUACAAGCACCUGCUGGAGAGCUUCGGGUUCGACCUGGUCAUGCAGUUCAACGAGAACCAUCAGAGACGUCAACGAAAGGAGGAGGAAGCCGCGGCUGCGCUCCAAGCUCAGCAGGAACAACAGAAACAGGAGCAGCAGAAGCAAGCGCUCGCCGCUCAAGCCGCUCGCGAAAGGGAGGAGGAAGCAGAGGAGCACACGGACGACGACGUUAUACCCGAGUUGACGAAGAGCACCUGUCAGCAUUGCAACAAGGAAUUUAGCAGCGUGUGGGUCCUCAAAGCUCAUUGCGAGGAGGUGCACCGCGACUUGGUGCCUCGCGAAUUUCUGGAGAAGUACGCGCAGCAGUUCAAGUGCGAGUACGAGAAGAAGAGCGUCGUGGUCACCGUCGCGACGUCCUCCUCCACGUCGUCCGCGCCUAGAAGUUCCACGCCGGCAUCCGCUCAGCCCCAAGAUCUCACUUCCGACAAAGAACAACGCGAACGGGAGAAAGAAGAGAUCGCGGAGAGCAAGGAACGCGUCAGCAAGACUCCAGAGGCUACCUCGACCACUCCUGCUACCACUCCAGCCCUGAGCAACACGCCCGUUUCCAGCACCGACUCAACCACUCCAGUCGUGCUGACAACCAACUCCACGCAUCACAUUCAGCAACAACAGCAGCAGCAACAACAACAACAACAGCAGCAGCAACAACAGCAACAGCAGCACGCUCAGCUUACUCUGGCUCAGCAAAUGACCGAGAUGCAAGCUGCUCUGAACGCCAUGGCAGCCUCGCAGCUACAGCAACAGCUUCAACAGUAUCCAGGAUUGAUGAUGGGGAUGAUGGGUCUGCCGCUGGGACUGAACGUUCCUGCUCUGGCCGCCAUGAAUCUUCAACCACCUCUGGUGCCGAUGAUGCUACCUCCGCCUCCGUACGACGGCGCUGCCACCGCGUAUCCGCCUAUCAACGCUCAAGCUGACCUUCUGGCCAAACAACACAUCGCUUUGCAACAGCAACAAGCUGCAGCCGCAAACGUGGCUGCCUCGCAGAAACGAGCACGCACUCGCAUAACGGACGAACAGCUUAAGAUACUACGCGCGCAUUUCGAUAUUAACAAUUCACCCGGUGAAGAGCAGAUAUUGGACAUGGCGGCGCAGAGCGGCCUACCACCGAAAGUGAUCAAACACUGGUUCCGAAACACGUUGUUCAAAGAGCGUCAACGCAACAAAGACAGUCCGUACAAUUUCAACAAUCCUCCGAGCACAACAUUGAACCUCGAGGAGUACGAGAAAACGGGGGAAGCGAAAGUGACACCGCUGAAUUCUAGCGUAUCGGGGAGCAGUUCCUCGGACGACAAAAGUCCAAACAAGCAAGCGUCCCCGCCGCCGUCGACGACUAAUAUCAACGCGUCUCAGACCAGCGAGAUAAAACAGGAGGUUCAGGAACAACCGCAAUGUCACGUUCCGCAGCACUCGCAACACCAGGAGGAGCAACAGCAUCAUUCGCCCGGGAGCUCGGGCGGGCAACAGUCACGACCUCAUUCGCCAGCUCUGAGCAUUAGCUCCGUCUUUCCUAGCAUUCAUCACGACGUCACGUCGCAUAUACCGACGACGACCAGCGCCCCGAGCACUCCGAUGCUUCCACCGAAACUUGGACCUCAGAAUUUCGCCAGUCCCAACCCUGGACCGGGUGGCGUCGUGCCGAGCGCCAUGGCAGCGAUAGCUCUGACGCCGCAGAGAUCUCUGAGCCCUGGUCGCGGACCGACGGACUAUUCCUUCGGCGGGAACGGGAACGGCAGCAAUUCCUCCGGCGGUAGCUCUGGGAAACGAGCGAAUCGUACAAGAUUCACCGAUUACCAAAUCAAAGUUCUUCAAGAGUUCUUCGAGAAUAACGCAUACCCGAAAGACGACGAUCUGGAAUAUCUGAGCAAGCUUCUUGGAUUGAGCCCGCGCGUAAUCGUGGUUUGGUUCCAAAACGCUAGACAGAAGGCACGUAAAGUUUAUGAGAAUCAACCCGCUGCCGAACCCGUGACAGCCGGCACCCGCGAAAGUGACGACGGUUCAGGCCGCUUUCAAAGAACUCCGGGCUUGAAUUACCAAUGUAAAAAGUGCUUACUGGUGUUUCAGAGAUACUACGAACUCAUUCGGCAUCAGAAGACGCACUGCUUCAAAGAGGAGGAUGCCAAGAGAAGCGCGCAAGCACAAGCCGCCGCGGCUCAAGUGGCCGCCGUUUUGAGUUCCGAAGAUAGCAACAGCAGCUCAACGACCACCACUGCAAACGCUGUGCCCGCUAACCCGACGAACGCGCCGGCGCUCGCCGAGCAACUUCAGCAACCGUUGAACGCUACCGCAUCCCCUCAUCAUCAACAACAGACGUUGACGCAAUCGCAUCAGCAGCCUCAGCAGCAGCUGCAACAACAGCAACAAUCGCAGUCGCAGGCCGAGUCUAAGGAGGGUAGCUUUCAAUGCGACAAAUGCAACCUGAUGUUCGGACGAUUCGAGCUCUGGCGCGAGCAUCAGCUAGUACAUAUCAUGAACCCGUCCUUGUUCCCGCCAGCCUAUCCUCCGGACUCGCCUUUCGGCAUUCUUCAACAACAAGCGCUGAACGCGACCUCAGGCGUCGCCGCGGACACCUCCCAUCCGCUGAUCGCGAUGAUGCAAGACAGAAAACGGAAAUACGAGGACUUCGAGGAGGGAACGGGUAGCGAGACGCGGUCCAACUCCGAGCACAGCGAACAACCCAAAGACAAACGUCUGAGAACGACGAUACUUCCGGAACAGCUGGACUAUUUGUAUCAAAAGUAUCAGGUCGAAUCGAAUCCGUCGAGAAAGAUGCUGGAGACGAUCGCUCGUGAGGUCGGCUUGAAGAAACGCGUCGUUCAGGUCUGGUUUCAAAACACCCGCGCCCGCGAACGAAAGGGUCAGUUUCGCGCGCACAGCCAAGUGAUCAAUAAACGCUGCCCGUUCUGUCCGGCGUUGUUCAAAGUGAAAUCCGCGCUAGAGUCCCAUCUUAGCAGCAAGCACGCCGAUCAGAUCGCCCGCGGCGAGGUGAACAUAGAUAAUAUCCCCGACGAGGAACUCUCGAUGGAAUCCGCGCCCUCGAAUCCUAGCACCCCGAACAUGAUGCCGCCGCUGUUCCCGCCUUUCAACACCGAUAUGGAGGCUUCCUUGAAGAAGUACUACGAAGAGUCGAUGAAGCGUUACAUCAGCGAGCUCCAAGCUCACGCGAUCAACGGCAAGCAGGAGGCGUCCAACCAUCAAACGGGCAACAACAGCGGCGAAUCACCGUUGGAUCUGAGCAAACCGGUAGAUCUCAGCCGCCCGAUGAAACUCAGCCUCGGCGGAUUGAGCAACCUCCUCGAAGAGCAGCACGGCGUGCAUUUUCGCGGUGGCAGCGAUUGCGGGCCCCUCACCGAUCUCUCCGAAAGAAGCAUCUGCGACGACGACAGCAUGAGCGAGACCACGGAAUUCCUAGACGACGAGAGCGGACCUGCGAGCCCUGCGUCGAGCACCCAAAGCUCGCGACAGGGUCCGGCUUCCGCGGGAGCAGGCGGCACACCGCUCACCCCGGUGGCGGGCGCUGGCAGUGGAACCAGCCAAUCCAGCGGCAAAAGGUAUCGCACUCAGAUGUCGGCGACCCAGGUGAAGGUGAUGAAGUCUCUGUUCUCGGACUACAAGACACCGACCAUGGCCGAAUGCGAGAUGCUCGGCCGCGAGAUCGGUCUGCCGAAGCGCGUGGUUCAGGUCUGGUUUCAGAACGCCCGUGCAAAGGAGAAGAAGGCCAGGUUGGCGGCGGGCUUGCCAGCCGAGGGCUCGGCCGUGCAACCGCAUCGCGGACCAACCGGGCCCGACGAGUGCAGACUGUGCUCGGUUCGAUACUCGGCCAAGUCGCCGCUGCAGGAGCACGUUUUCUCGCGGCGGCACAUCGAGUCGGUCCGCGUCGCCGUCGAGGAGGGCAGCCUAGUGCCACCGACGCCUGGUGCACCGAUCGUUCCCACUGGCAACAGUGGCACGCCAGGGAUCGGUAAUUCGUCGGUGGUCGGGACCACCAAUCAGCAGGCUGGCCAGCAGCAACAGCAAACGGACGAAAACAUGAUGUACGGAUCUUUGUUCCUCCACCCUACGGCGAUGUUCCAGCCGCAGCAGCAGCAGCAUCCUGGCGCCGCGACGGCUAGCACGGCUACCACCACGGCUGGUGAGUGUCUGGCUGACCUCUUAGACUCGUAAGCGACCGUUCGACCCGCGUUUCGUUCGAAAUUCUGAUCCUUUACGCGACCAGAUGAAAACGUUAUCGAUUAGAAAUCAAUUUUUUCCUUUUUCCUUUGUCUAUUCUUCUUCUACUUUUUUUUUUUUAUUUUUUUCAUUUCGAGAGUAGGCACGCGUUGAUACACGUUUUACGACUGCCUCUAUUCGAUUAAACGCGAGUCGUUCGGAGCUGUUACAUCUUCUUCUUCUUCUUGUUCUAUCAUUUUUCUUUCGUUUUGUAAUUUCGUGGACAAAUGAAUUUCGAACUCGCGCGAGUUUACGUCGUUGUAUGUGUGCACGUGUUCUUUGUUUAUACCGCGUGUAUACGUUUACACCUGUACAAUUUGGCCCGUGUGAUACUCUAGGGGGCCCGUCAACUAUGGAAAUUUGUACGAUGAGAAUUUUUCCUUUUCGUGAAAAAUCGUUUACAAUGUAUAGUGCGAAUAUAAUAUAUCCAGAGCUAGGCAAUACUGAAAGUUCCUAUCAGAUGACUAUUCUAGCGUAAAAAGAGAAUGCGAGAGGGCGAAAGAGACGAACGAGUGAGAGAUCGUGCGAGUGAACGUUUGCGAGAAUGCGAGUGCGAGCGAGUUCAGAGAGCGUGCGUCGAAGCAUUAAAACCGUUUUAAAAUGAAAACGAUCAUCGCAAAAGAAAAGCCCGGAGAGAUAGAAAUUAUUACGAACUUUAUUAUUAUAUUUUAUAAUGGAUUCUUAGUACUAUCCAUUUCGAUUAUUACUCGAAGCGUUUGAUGCAUUAUAGUAUAGUCAGAAAGAACGGAGAAUACACAUUGCCUUUUUAAUUCCUACAUAGCGUAGCGAAGUAUCGAUCCCACUCCUCGCUCCUUACCUUUGUUUUCUCCCUGUUUCGAUUCUACAUUAUUAAUUAUCGUGGUCAUCGUCGUCGUCACUUAUCCGCGAAGCCAUUCCAGCGCCGAGUACCAUCUUUCGAUGCCUCCCCCACCCCUCCCCCCCUCAGCCCACCUUAUCGUGCCCGAAGCAUUCACUGUAAAUAUUCUUCGCAAAAGUCUCCGCUGUUAUCCGAGGCCCGAAUGGGGCCCCUUCCUCGUGAACGGUCCCCAUUCUGGCCUCCGUGGAGCACAUACGUAAUCGCUAGUGGCGCAACUAUACUCCCAGGAACCAAUGGCACGCGUGUAUCAUAAUUAACCCUUUGCAAUCCACGAAUUAUUUUCGAUACGAACGAUCAGGGACUUCGAGACAAUUUUUGUGGCAACGCUCUGGACGUUAGCACGCGCAUCCACCCUUUGAACUAAUUAGUAAAUGCUCGCAACGUGAAUUUUGCAUGUUCAAUUCUAUUCGCGUUGCCGCGUAUGAAACUUUUGACAAUCAAAUAUAGUUUCUUUUUUUUUUUUUUUAAUUUUUACAAACGAGAAUUUUAUUUAUUUCGUUCUGUUUUGCGUUGCCACGGGCGAAACUUGAAAUCUGUUGUUCGUAUCGCGUGGUGCGUAUUAUCGGUGUCGCCGCAGCGACGCCAGUGGUGUGCGAAGGGUUGAAAUUUCACUUCUCCUUCGCGUUCAUACGUUUGCCCUCUUCCCCUUCGCGUCCACGUACGACGUUAAAGAGAAUCCUAUUUGCCAUUACGAUGACAUCGAUCUUAAUCAGGGCUAGUACUAAUUAUUAUUAUUAUUUUAUGCGUUAGUUAUUUAUGAGUUUCCCUUUAUUUUUUGUGAUAGUCACACUCUCGCCUGCCCACGCAAUCGAAACGACUCGUUUCGAGUGUCUCGACCUUGAAGAACGCCCGACGUACGUCCAUUUCCUUUUUCGUUUUUUUCAAUUUAUUUUAUUUACCGCGUGAGCUCGUAUUCGCAGCCGACGAGGGUGUGGCUCCGCUUCUCGCUUUUUUUCUUCACCGACACGACACGUAUACAACUCGCAAACAAACGUACACACGCAUACACACACACACACACACCACAAACACGGAUUCGCGUUCACGCACUUGGACCACGCGCGAAUAAACGCAUACAUGAGAUACUGACACGUACACGUACAAGAAACAAUGUUAUGUAUGUCGGCCCCUACUAUUCUUGUGUAUAUAGUUUAUCAUUAUUAUUAUUAUUAUUAUUAUUAUUAUUAAUUAUUAUUAUUAUUAUUAUUAUUAAUUAUUAUUAUUAUUAUUAUUUUAUAUUAUUAAUAUUAUAUUAUUUUUCCGUUCUAGUCUAAAAUAAAGCUAUACUAUCAUAAGAUUAAUCUUUGGUUUUUCUUCUUAUUUAAAGUUUUUCAUUCCCUGCACCCUACUCUUAUUUGGUUCAUCCCCUCACCUCCGGCUGUGUUUUCGGGUAAGUCGUUGCCGUCAACCCUGUGUAACCCAGUGUGCGCUCUGAAAACAUAUACG